GUCGAAAUUGUUUCUGGAUUUUCUGUCGGGAUUUGAGGAAAGAUAACCUGAUUUUAGCUUCACAUGCUAGGAUUCUUAGUGCUUACUUGGUUCAAAUAUGGGGAAAAAAGGAAAACGUAAAACCACUGGAAAUGAAUCUAAAACACCAAAGUACAACCAAGAGGUUCUGAGACUGUGCAUUGAGAUAUUGGAUGUUUGUGUGAAAGAAUUUCCUGCACUGCCACCAGCACAAUGGGAAGAAUUCGAAAAAAUUCAUGCAAUAAUUGAACAAAUUAGACAAAAGCAAACUGAUGAGUGUAUACCAUGGACAAGUCACUGCAGAGAAAGAAACAUAGACACCUUUAUGUCAUGGUAUCUUAGCAAUGGUGGUGCUGUUAACUCUGUACAAAUUCAUAAGUUUGGAGAUCAUGGUUAUGGACUGAUGGCUACUAGUGAUAUACAGGAAGGAGAUAAUUUUGUAACUGUACCAAAGUCACUGAUGAUGACGUUAGAGUCAGCAAAGAAUACUGAACUCGGACCAUUGAUUGAAAAAGAUCGCAUUUUGUCAUCGAUGCCUCACGCUGCUCUUUCAUUACAUGUUCUAUAUGAGAAACUCAAGGAGGAUUCUUGGUGGAAGCCAUACCUUGAUAUUUUACCCGGUUCUUAUUCCACAUCUUUGUACUUUACUCCCGAUGACUUAAAAGCUUUACAAGGGACAUCUACAAUAGGUGAAGCCAUCAAACCUUACCGUAGCAUUGCCAGACAAUAUGCCUAUUUUUAUAAACUUUUCCAGAGUGGGUCAAGAUGGAAUUUCAAGUACUUUUUUACCUUUGAUGAUUUCAGUAGAUCUAUCGAUGUUUUAGAUGAGUUAAAAAUACGACUUUUUAAUCCCGAGAGAAAGCAAGUCCUCCCCCUGUCAAAGUUACCGAAACCCGAAUCAGUUGUUAGCAACCAGAACGAAAUUCGUCUGUGGAAUUAUUUGCAUAUGAGACUAGGCCUGAUACUCGCCCAAUACAAGACGACUAUACAGGAAGAUGACGUACUUCUACAAUCGAAAGAACUCACUACAAAUGCUAAAAAUUGUUUGUUACUUCGUAUAACCGAACGAAGAAUAUUACAAAAUGCACUGGGGUAUGCUGAGGAGAAAUUACAAGAAGCAAAGAAGAAGCUAGACGAAACAACUCCUSCACCMCAGAACUGCGAACCGCUUGCGGAAAAAGUGGAAAAUAUGACAAUAAAGUAGUAAAAGUAUAAAAUAAUAUCUAARAAUAAAAUGACGUUUGUUUGAA
This is a messenger RNA of Exaiptasia diaphana, 1268 nucleotides long. RefSeq names its product actin-histidine N-methyltransferase. Gene Ontology annotation, molecular function: histone H3K36 methyltransferase activity; histone H3K4 methyltransferase activity; transcription coactivator activity. The transcript is spliced from 11 exons. Bases 98 to 1222 code for a protein of 374 amino acids. Gene Ontology annotation, biological process: peptidyl-lysine dimethylation; peptidyl-lysine monomethylation; positive regulation of transcription by RNA polymerase II. NCBI's taxonomy places the organism in Eukaryota, Metazoa, Cnidaria, Anthozoa, Actiniaria, Aiptasiidae. The record is from RefSeq and is a predicted model, not a curated record.